This is a messenger RNA of Clarias gariepinus (North African catfish), 2325 nucleotides long. It is a transcript of the gene brd9, whose product is annotated as bromodomain containing 9. The coding region runs from base 118 to 2169 and encodes 683 amino acids. The transcript is spliced from 16 exons. Gene Ontology annotation, biological process: regulation of transcription by RNA polymerase II. NCBI's taxonomy places the organism in Eukaryota, Metazoa, Chordata, Actinopteri, Siluriformes, Clariidae. Gene Ontology annotation, cellular component: nucleus. The record is from RefSeq and is a predicted model, not a curated record.
CCGGAAAGAAUUCCCUGCAGCUGUACUGUUUUUGUUGUUGUUGCUAGUCGUUGGGAAAUAGAUUUUUGCGUUUUAGCUAUUCGUUUAUUUUUAUACAAUUAAGUGAGGUUUAUUAAGAUGGGAAAGAAGCACAAAAAAUACAAACCGGAAUGGAGAACUGUGGACGGAGAUUAUGAGGACCAGCCCUUGGACAAGCCGUUGAAGUUGGUGUUGAAGGUUGGGGGCAGCGAGGUCACUGAACUCUCUGGCUCGGGGCACGAUUCGAGUUACUACGAUGACCGCUCCGACCACGAACGGGAGCGCCACAAAGAAAAGAAAAAGAAGAAGAAGAAAAAAUCUGAAAAGGAGAAGGACAAGCACAUGGAUGAUGAGGAAAGAAGAAGAAGAAAGGAGGAGAAGAAGAAAAAGCGUGAAAGGGAGCAGCUAGAAAAUGCAGCCAGUGCCCCUGUCGAGCCCUUCACCCUGACUAAGCCUGUUGAGGUGGUGGUGGAAGAAAGGAAGAGGAAGAGGGAAAAGUUUGAGCCCGAGGCUGAAGAGUUUCACCCCAGUGUGAAGGUAGAGUCGGAGACGCAGGUGGACCGGCCUGUCCGAGCCUGCCGCACUCAGCAAGAGAGCGAAAGCACGCCUCGCCAGCAACUCCUUGAGCACUUCCUGCGUCUUCUACAGAGGAAAGAUCCUCAUGGGUUUUUUGCCUUCCCGGUGACGGACGUCAUAGCACCAGGAUACUCCACAAUCAUCAAACACCCCAUGGACUUCAGCACCAUGAAGGACAAAAUUGCUAUGAACGAUUACAAAACAGUCACAGAGUUUAAGGCCGACUUCAAGCUGAUGUGCGACAACGCCAUGGUGUAUAACAGACCUGAGACAGUCUACUAUAAAGCUGCUAAGAAGCUUCUUCACACUGGGUUCAAGAUGAUGAGCAAAGAGCGGCUGUUAGCUCUGAAGCGCAGCAUGUCUUUCAUGCACGACAUGGAUUUCUCUCAGCAGGCCGCCAUUCUUGGCGACGAGGACGUGGCCGGUGAGGAGCCUGUUCCAGAAGUCACGCAUUUCCACCCGGAGUCUGCCAAAAAGUCCAAAAAGCAGCCAGUUAAAGAGCCCAUGAUGAGUGAUCUGUACGAGCCAGAGGGAAAUGCGUGUAGCCUGACGGACAGCACGGCGGAGGAACACGUCCUGGCGCUAGUGGAGCACGCCGCUGAUGAGGCCCGCGAUCGCAUCAACCGCUACAUGCCAAACUCGAAGGUAUGCGAUGUCUAUGCACUACUGUUCAGAAAGACACAUAAAGCAAAUGUGCUUCCUAACAAGGUUUUUUUAUGUGUGUGUGUGUGUGUGUGUAUUCAGAUAGGAUACAUUAAAAAGGAAGGAGAUGGAGCUCUGGUUUAUAAUGUAGUGAAUCAGGAUCCAGAGGCAGAAGAUGAAGAAACCCAUACUGUGGAUUUAAGCUCACUGUCGAAUAAACUGUUACCUGGAUUUACAACACUGGGCUUCAAAGAUGACCGGAGACACAAGGUGACAUUCCUCAGCAGUGCGUACAACACUCAGACACUACAGAACAACUCUGUCUACCCGGACCUGCUUCCUGAGGAGAUGGACAUGCUGUACUCUGCUUAUGGGGACGAGACGGGGGUGCAGUGCGCUCUCAGCCUCCAGGAGUUUGUAAAGGACUGCGGCGGCUUUACCAAGAGGUUCGUCGAUGAUCUGUUAGAUAAAAUGACAGCCAACGAUCACUCCAAGGCCAUCUACCAAAUCCGACAGAAAAGAAACAUGCCAGUGGACGAAUCCAAGUCUGCUUUAUGUGACAUGCAGAGUGCAGACGAAGCCAUAAUGGACAGUAGAUCAGUGCUGGACUUCAUGGGUCUGAAGAAUUACCCAGAUAUGACCCUGGACAUGCUCAACCCUCUGGCAGGGAAACCUGUAAAGAAGGAGCCGGAGCAUGAGGACAGCCACCAGCACUUUGAUGACACGGCCAAGCUCCUACAGGAAUUCCAGGACGCAGCGGUGGACAGGGUCGGAUCCAGACCGUCCUCCAAUCUCUCCUCUCUCUCCAAUGUCUCAGAGAGAGACCAGCACCAUUUAGGAAGCUCACCUCACAUGGGUGUUGGAGACCAAUCGGAGAUGGUUCACGACCCUUACGAAUUCUUGCAGUCUCCAGAGCCGGACUCGGGCAGCUGACAUGUGCGACGUUUGUGUGUGUAAAUGGACUGAGUUCUGUGUGAUUGUGUGCUCGUGUCUGUGAGCUUGUACAGAAUAGCUACAUUGGUUGUCAAUGUAUUGUUUUUUUCUUUCUUUUUUUUUUACAAUAAAUGCUCCUGAUGAGUUUGUAUUUGC